Messenger RNA from Tarenaya hassleriana, 4830 nucleotides. RefSeq names its product ATPase 6, plasma membrane-type. Gene Ontology annotation, cellular component: plasma membrane. Gene Ontology annotation, molecular function: ATP binding; ATP hydrolysis activity; P-type proton-exporting transporter activity. The coding region runs from base 1981 to 4830 and encodes 949 amino acids. The record is from RefSeq and is a predicted model, not a curated record. Lineage: Eukaryota; Viridiplantae; Streptophyta; Magnoliopsida; Brassicales; Cleomaceae. The transcript is spliced from 16 exons. Gene Ontology annotation, biological process: proton export across plasma membrane; regulation of intracellular pH.
UUCUUUCUAUUUUCUAACGUCGGGUUUUUUGGAUUGACAAUUCCAAAAUAAAACGAGUCAGACCCCGACUUCAUGAUCCGAGUCGGUGACAGUGACCCGAACCCCAGGGCUGAAGGGUUGCCAACAACAGGAGCUCUCAGUUGAACAAGCUCUGACCAUGGAAGAAGACACAGAAGCUGAAGAAAAUUUCCUUCGAGUGAAGCCCCAAGAGUGAUGUUUCUGGUAAUCUCUAUCCCCGACAACGAAUGGGCAGUAAGAUUGUUCUAUCAGGUGUUUCAUCUUGCAUCCAACCGCAGUAAGAUUGUUGGAAUCCGAUUCUAUUGCCAUUCUUCGGACAUAAGAUCCGUAAGGAAAAACUAGAGCUCGGGUCCGGUAACGAUGUCGAUGAAGCUAUCGAACAAAUUUGUUCUAACAGUUAGCCCGUAUAUGUCGCGGUAUCCCUUUUUCCUGAUUCAACUACUUUCAGUACACUGAUCAAUGGGUUGUGCAUUCGUGGGGAAGUUCAUGGAGCUGCUUGACUGUUCAAGCAUAUGGAGCGAGAUGGAUUUGAUCCUGAUGUUAUUGAGUAUAGCAUUGUCGUUAAGGAUUCUUGUAAAAUCGGAGAAGCCAAUGCAGCAGUUAAGAUUCUAAGGACGAUGGAAGAGAGAGGCUCAGUGCUAGAUGUGGUAAUGUAUAGAGCAAUCAUUGAUAAGCUUCUCCUUGGGAAUGUUGGAUUUAGGAAUUCCUUAUGAUGUCUUCACUUAUAAUUCUGUUAUACAUUGCAUGUGGAGUCUCGAUCAAUGGAAGGAGGUGGGUGGCUUGUUAAUGGAGAUGUGUUCUGCAAAGAAGGAAUGUGAAUGGGUUUUGAUGCUGAAGCCACCAUUCAAACGAUGAUCCGACAAGGUCUUCGGCCAAAUCUUUACACGUAUACUACUUUGUGUUGAUGGGUAUGGUUUAUGAGGUGAAAUGGCUGAGGGACCAUUAGGUGUCAGAACAGGUGAUUAGAUCUGGCAUUCAGCCUGAUGUUUUAACGUAAAAUUCCUGGAUUUCAUGGGGACUUCGAGAAUCGUAGAGUGGACGAAACCUCAAAAGUGUAUGAUGAGAUCUCUCACGGGAUGGUGGCUCCUGUUGUCGUUGUUCUCACAAGUCUUCUUUGAUGAGAUAUUCACAAAGAUGGAGGCAUCCGGCCUCGGAGCUAUCUUAAUUUACUUCUGCAGCAUUGUUAAACUGGAAUAUAGUCUCAUAUAAGUGAUAUGUUACUAAAAUGCAAAGCAUAGUUAUUUAACCUGAAUUCUUCCGUUACAAUAUAUGAGUCGACAGCCUGUUUAUGGAGGGGCAACUAGAGGCUGCAAGGGAAUUAUUCAAAAUUCUCUCAGAGAAGGGGAUGCAACUGAUGUCUGUUCAUAUAACUUUGUGCUAAAAGGAUUAUGUGGAGUGGCUAUAUUGACUGUAGCCUGUGAAUUGUUUCACCAGAGGCUUCCACCGUGUCGAUAUAUAUGGCUGAUGGGGCUUGAAUUCAGCUAGCUCCUAUCACAAGAUUAUCCUUGAGAUAAGCGAACUCUUUGUAUUGUGCCAUUAGUGAAAGGAAUAGCUAAUCAUCUGCAGUUGAUGUUCUUUGACCAUUUAAGGCUCAUUCUCCCUGCCUUUUUUCGUGUGUCAAUUCUCGCAUUCCUGUUCAUCCAUCUGUCUCAACAGCUCCUUGGAAAUUUUCCGCCGUACAUCUGCAUUAUCUGAGUCACUUAAACCGAGAUGGAUCAUUCCCUUUCGUCAUCUAGGUAAAUAGGCGAGGAAACAUGUAUAUAGUUUUGACAAGAAUCAUACGAGGUGUUUCUGUUGCUUGUCUUUGUUCAUAAGCUCAAAGGGAUAAGCUGGUGAGCGUGUUGUUGACAUGUCUGAAACAAGCUUUUGGUGGUCGAGCUACAGAGAUCUGUACUAAGGAAAAAGGGUCAAAGCCAGCAAUAUUGGAGGCGAGGAAAAAGAAAAGGGGCCUAGGCAUUCACCAUGGCUUCUGACAUUUCUUGGGAAGAAAUCAAGAGGGAGAAUGUUGAUCUUGAGAAAAUUCCAAUAGAGGAAGUGUUCCAGCAGCUGAAAUGUUCCCGAGAAGGUCUUUCAUCGGAGGAAGGAAGAAAGAGGCUACAGAUAUUUGGGCCAAACAAGCUAGAGGAGAAAACAGAGAACAAAUUUUUGAAGUUCUUAGGGUUUAUGUGGAACCCAUUGUCAUGGGUGAUGGAAGCUGCUGCCAUCAUGGCCAUCGCGUUAGCCAAUGGCGGCGGCAAGCCCCCGGACUGGCAGGACUUUGUAGGAAUCAUUUGUCUUCUGAUCAUCAACUCCACCAUCAGUUUUAUUGAGGAGAACAAUGCCGGUAAUGCAGCCGCAGCUCUUAUGGCAAAUCUUGCUCCGAAAACUAAGGUGUUGAGGGAUGGAAUGUGGGGAGAGCAAGAGGCUGAAAUUCUUGUGCCAGGAGAUUUGGUCAGUAUCAAGUUGGGUGAUAUUAUCCCAGCUGAUGCCCGUCUUCUGGAAGGCGACCCUCUGAAAAUCGAUCAAUCUGCUCUUACGGGUGAAUCCCUUCCAGCGACUAAACACCCGGGCGAUGAGGUUUUCUCUGGCUCCACUUGCAAACAAGGUGAACUCGAGGCUGUUGUGAUCGCCACCGGCGUGCACACUUUCUUUGGCAAGGCAGCUCACCUUGUUGAUAGCACUAAUAAUGUUGGUCAUUUCCAAAAGGUUCUCACAUCAAUUGGUAACUUCUGUAUCUGUUCGAUCGGGGUGGGAAUGCUCAUUGAGAUAAUCGUGAUGUACCCGAUCCAACACAGGAAGUACAGAGAUGGAAUUGACAACCUUCUUGUGCUUCUCAUUGGAGGAAUUCCCAUUGCCAUGCCGACAGUGUUGUCUGUGACGAUGGCUAUUGGAUCCCAUAGGUUGUCCCAACAAGGAGCCAUCACAAAGAGAAUGACCGCCAUUGAAGAAAUGGCUGGUAUGGAUGUUCUAUGCAGUGAUAAAACUGGAACUCUCACUUUGAACAAGCUCACAGUCGACAAGAAUUUGAUUGAGGUGUUCGCGAAGAAUGUGGACAAAGAUACUGUCAUACUACUUUCUGCAAGGGCCUCAAGAACUGAAAAUCAGGAUGCAAUUGAUGCUUCGAUUGUCAACAUGUUGGGCGACCCCAAAGAGGCUAGAGCUGGUAUUAAGGAGGUGCAUUUCUUACCGUUUAACCCUGUGGAUAAGCGAACUGCCAUCACAUACAUCGACAGCAAUGGUGAUUGGCAUAGGUGCAGUAAGGGAGCUCCUGAGCAAAUAAUUGAUCUUUGUGCCCUAAAAGGAGAGGCGAGGAAACGGGCUCACGAGAUCAUCGACAAGUUUGCUGAUCGAGGCCUCCGUUCACUCGGAGUGUCACGUCAAACGGUUCCUGAGAAAGACAAGGAAAGUGAAGGAAGUCCAUGGGAAUUUGUAGGGCUCUUGCCACUCUUUGAUCCACCGAGGCAUGACAGUGCGGAAACCAUCAAAAGAGCCCUUGAUCUCGGUGUCAAUGUUAAGAUGAUCACUGGAGACCAGUUGGCAAUUGGCAAGGAGACUGGUCGGAGGCUCGGGAUGGGAACGAAUAUGUACCCUUCAUCUUCUCUCCUCGAAAGCAAGGAUGACACCACUGGUGGAGUCCCUGUAGAUGAGCUCAUAGAGAAAGCUGAUGGAUUUGCUGGAGUCUUCCCAGAGCACAAGUACGAGAUUGUAAGGAAACUCCAAGAGAGGAAGCAUAUCGUGGGUAUGACCGGGGAUGGUGUCAAUGACGCUCCAGCUCUCAAAAAGGCUGAUAUCGGAAUAGCCGUGGAUGAUGCAACCGAUGCAGCUAGAAGUGCCUCCGACAUUGUCUUGACUGAGCCGGGUCUAAGCGUCAUCGUCAGCGCGGUUCUGACCAGUCGAGCCAUCUUCCAACGUAUGAAGAACUAUACAAUCUAUGCCGUUUCCAUAACGAUACGUAUCGUGUUGGGAUUCUUGCUCGUAGCUCUGAUAUGGAAGUUCGAUUUCUCGCCCUUCAUGGUGCUUAUUAUCGCGAUCCUAAACGAUGGAACCAUCAUGACCAUUUCCAAGGACAGAGUCAAGCCAUCUCCGAUUCCCGACUCUUGGAAGCUGAAGGAGAUUUUUGCUACAGGGGUUGUUCUCGGGACCUACUUGGCUCUCGCAACAGUUCUCUUCUUUUGGCUUGCUCAUGAUACCGAUUUCUUCGCGGAUAAAUUUGGAGUGAGAUCAUUGCAAGGCAAAGAAGAAGAGAUGAUGGCAGCUCUGUAUCUGCAAGUUAGUAUUAUCAGUCAAGCACUUAUCUUUGUCACUCGAUCAAGGAGCUGGUCCUACAUUGAACGUCCCGGCCUUCUGCUUGUCGCUGCUUUCCUCGUCGCACAAUUGAUUGCUACUGUACUCGCUACUUACGCGAACUGGGAAUUUGCAAGGAUUAAAGGAUGUGGAUGGGGAUGGUCUGGGGUCGUCUGGCUUUACAGUUUCGUCACUUACAUUCCUCUCGACGUCCUCAAGUUCAUCAUUCGUUACUCUCUUAGUGGCAAAGCUUGGGACAACAUGAUUGAAAACAGGAUCGCGUUCACGACGAAGAAAGAUUACGGAAAAGGCGAAAGAGAGGCGCAAUGGGCAUUGGCUCAACGUACAUUGCACGGUCUUAAAACAGCGGAAUCCAUGUUCGACGACAAGACAAGCUUCCUCGAGCUGUCUGAAAUCGCCGAACAAGCCAAGAGACGUGCCGAGGUUGCAAGGCUAAGGGAAUUGCACACUCUAAAAGGGCAUGUUGAGUCCGUAGUGAAGCUCAAGGGACUUGACAUUGACAACAUUAACCAACACUACACAGUCUAA